Molecule: messenger RNA, 1155 nt
Organism: Geodia barretti
Lineage: Eukaryota; Metazoa; Porifera; Demospongiae; Tetractinellida; Geodiidae
Source: the annotation of a GenBank genome assembly
UUGAUCGGAAGUGCCGGCGCCUUCUCGGCGGCAGGCGUUGCGGGGUUUCCGGCCCUCAGCCGGGCGGCCACCGGCCGGGUGGUGGUGAUCGGCGGCGGUUUCGGCGGCGCCACCUGCGCGAAAUACCUGCGGCGCGCCGACCCGGGCAUCGAGGUGACCCUCGUCGAGCGCAGUUCCCAUUUCAUGACCUGUCCGUUCAGCAAUACGGUUCUGGGCGGCUUGACCGGCAUGGACUUCAUCACCCACGGCUACGACCGGUUGAGCAGCCGUCACGGGGUGACCGUCAUCCACGAUACCGCGAGCGGCAUCGACCCGGCACAACGCAAGGUGUCGCUGCAGAACGGUAGCGACCUGUCUUACGACCGUCUGGUGGUGUCGCCGGGCAUCCAGUUGUUGUGGGGCGCCCUGGAAGGGUACGACGAGCAGGCGUCGCAAGCCAUGCCGCACGCCUGGCAGGCGGGACCGCAGACCACCCUGCUGCGCCAGCAGCUCGAAGCCAUGCCCGACGGCGGCACGGUGGUCAUUGCGCCGCCGGCCAAUCCGUUCCGCUGCCCGCCCGGCCCCUAUGAGCGCGCCAGCCUGAUCGCCUACUACCUCAAAACGCACAAGCCAAAGUCGAAAAUCAUCAUCCUCGACGCCAAGGAAAAGUUCUCCAAACAGCCACUGUUCAUGGAAGGCUGGGAACAACGCUAUCCCGGCAUGAUCGAGUGGCGCGCCGGGUCGGCCGGCGGCAGCGUCGUCAAGGGUAGACGCCGCCACGAAGACCCUGGAGACGGAUUUCGGCCAAGUACCUUCGAGUCCGCCAUUCAUCCGGGCAUCCACGUCAUCGGCGACGCCUGCAUUGCCGGCAAGAUGCCGAAAUCCGGCUACAGCGCCAACAGCCAGGCCAAGGCAUGCGCCGCCGCGGUGGCCGCCAUGCUGCGCGGCGAGUCGCCCGGCACCGUGUCGUUCAUCAACACCUGCUACAGCCUGGUGGCACCCGAUUACGGCAUCUCGGUGGCAGCCGUCUACCGCCUCGCCGACGACGGCACCAUCAAGGGCGUUGAAGGCGCCGGCGGCGUCAGCCCCAAGGGCGCCUCGGCCGACUUCCGCAAGCGCGAGGCCGAAUACACCGUCGGCUGGUACAGGAGCAUCACCGCCGACAUUUUCGGAUAG